Messenger RNA from Melampsora larici-populina 98AG31, 1937 nucleotides. RefSeq lists its product as uncharacterized. The record is from RefSeq and is a predicted model, not a curated record. Bases 1 to 1824 code for a protein of 607 amino acids. The transcript has 7 exons. NCBI's taxonomy places the organism in Eukaryota, Fungi, Basidiomycota, Pucciniomycetes, Pucciniales, Melampsoraceae. Gene Ontology annotation, molecular function: aspartate kinase activity. Gene Ontology annotation, biological process: amino acid biosynthetic process.
AUGUCAUCUGCACUCUCUGCUCCAGUCGAGACGGUAGUCACAGUAGCGGCACAGCGGGUAUUACGUGCAAACCCAGUGACCGAUCGGGAUCAUCAUCCAAAAUGGGUGAUUCAGAAGUACGGUGGGACCAGCAUUGGGAAAUGUUUGAUGAACAUUCCUAAUUAUACUCUUCCGACCUCUUUGGAUGCAGGUUAUCGCGUGGCGAUCGUUUGUUCAGCAAGAUCUGGUGACACGAAAAGCACUGGUACGACAAAUCUGCUACUCCAAGCUGGGAACGAGGCCCUUCUUCCACCGCUUGACUGCCCUGUGGUACCUGCCACCCCGACCACUCGGCCUACCACGCCUGGUAGCAAUCGAGCUGAAGGCCCAAAUCCACUCCUCCUUUCGCAAAUUCUCCAGCGCGGUACUUCCUCCCCUAGACUUUCGCGCACGAAUUCAGCCAUUCUUGGGUGCACAUCUCCACUCACCCCGGGGUAUACCUCGAAUAUCGAUCCCGAUUUCGGGCUGAGUGCUACUCGGUUUGAUUCCACGGUUGAAAAAAUCAAACUCGAUCACCUGGCUGCUGCUAGAGAGGUUAUUCAAGAUCCUCAACUUCUCAGCGAACUAGAGUUGGAUAUCACCUAUGAUUGUGACCGCUUACGAAGUUUUCUUUUAGCCGCCCAAAUCUUGGAGGAAAUUUCACCCCGGUCAAAAGAUUUGAUAAUUGGUGUUGGUGAAAAGCUGUCAUGUCGUAUUGUGACAGCUUGUUUGAUCGAUAAGGGAUUUGAUGCAGAGCUUGUUUGCUUGGACUCGAUCGUCGAUAAAUCCGAUAUACAAUGGGCGGCUGAAGAAGACUUAUCGAUGGGUCCAGGUGGUCAACUGCGACAGCCGUUCUAUGAUCGGCUAGCUUUCAAACUCGGAGAACGCCUACAACAAUGCGGGAAUCGGAUUCCGGUCAUCACUGGCUUCUUUGGUGUGGUUCCAGGAUCACUACUUUCCCAGAUCGGCCGAGGCUACACAGAUUUGUGUGCAGCUUUGUGCGCUGUAGGCUUGUCAGCUACAGAGCUACAGGUAUGGAAAGAGGUAGACGGAAUUUUUACUGCAGACCCUCGUAAAGUGCCUCGGGCUCGACUAUUAAGUGUGGUGACUCCUGAGGAAGCAGCCGAAUUGACUUAUUAUGGAUCAGAAGUGAUUCAUCCCUUCACCAUGGAACAAGCUAUACGAGCUUCCAUUCCAAUCCGAAUCAAAAACGUGAUGAACCCAACUGGAGCAGGCACAGUGAUCUACCCUGAUUCAUCCAAUCCUUCAUCUCCAACACUUAGCACUCCUCGGACAGACCAAGACCACACAACACCCGAUAGCAACGGCAAGUCACCCACAGCGGUGACGAUCAAAGACACGAUUGUUGUGCUGAACAUUCACUCUAAUCGGAAAACGAUCUCACAUGGGUUUUUUGCUCGAAUUUUUGGUAUCCUGGAUAAAUUUGGUAUCGUUGUUGAUCUGAUCUCUACCAGUGAGGUUCAUGUCAGUAUGGCAAUGAAGUUCAGUGAGACUUAUCAAGCCCCAGGAGGUGGAUUAGAUAAGUUGGUUUGUGAAUUGAAGGAUAUUGGACAAGUGUCUGUAUUGAAAGAAAUGGCCAUCUUAUCACUUGUUGGUAAACAGAUGAAAAAUAUGGUUGGAAUUGCUGGGAAGAUGUUCAGUACACUUGCUCAAGGAAAUGUGAAUAUUGAGAUGAUCAGUCAAGGAGCAUCGGAGAUCAAUAUCUCAUGCGUAAUCUCAAAUCGAGACUCAACUAAAGCUCUCAAUCUUGUACAUGAUACACUUUUAUCUGAACCCGAUCAAUAAUGUCCUUUAAGGAUCCUCUAACUCAUCAUUUCUUGUCAGUUGUUUGGAUUCCUCUAAUACCCAAACAACAGAAUGAUGAAAAGUUCAACAAAUACAAGGUUUAACCAUUAUAG